AUGGGCUCCUGCACAUGCAGUCUUUAUGUACUUGAGAGAGCAGUAGAUGAAGAUGCUGCAACAAUUGGUGUCAUUGGUGUACAAACAAGAAAUGUUUUCGUUUCUCCGCCUCUUAUGUGUUAUCCGUUUAACGCUUCAUCCGAACAAGAUCAAUGGAAGUUGAAUGAAUCAUCAACUUUGAUUACAAAUUGUAUUUCAUUAGCACAUGAUGAACGAAUUCUCGCUUAUGCAACCUCGGCUGCCAUUAAACUCAUGGAUCUCCAAACUGGACGUGAAAUGCGAACAUUGGUUGGCCAUAAAGGACGGAUUAAUGCCAUAUCCCAAAGUAAUAGGUCUAUAUAUAUGUGGACAUCGGCAGCUACUGACUGCACAGUAACUCUUUGGGAUACAAGACAACAUCCGGCUAACGUACUAGUGCGGCGUUUUGAUCGUUCAACUAACUGUUUAUGUUAUAGCCCGAAUGAUGCUUUCAUAGCUCUAGGCUCUGAUCACCUGUACUUGAUGGAUCCACGUGUCAAAGAGUACAGGUCUUUUCCCUCUUCAUCUCAGGUAUUGCAUGUAUCCUUCCAUCCUUCUGAAUAUUUGCUGGCAACGGGAUCCGAGGAUCGACUAGUGCGUUUCUGGGACAUUGAUACUGAAGAAUGCGUUUCACAAAGUGGUCCGGCGGAUGGUACACUCAGGGAAGUUGCUUUUCAUGAUGGUGGCUCAGCGCUAUUCACACUUACCGACCGCAAAUGUAGCGCAAUCUCAUGGGAACCAUUCGAAAUGCUCGGACAAUGUAUAGUUCCACAAAUGGAUUAUUCCUUAAGUUUGGCGACUUCAGAUUCAGAAGUUUUUGUUCUUGGACGAUCUGUGCUGUCGAGAAGCUUAUCUUUACUGAUGGAACCUUAUGCGAAAUUUCUUGCUCAAGAAGAGUCACUGAAAACCGGAGAUCGAAGUGAUAAGCUGAAGACAGCAGGCAAACUAAAUUUAUCGGAGGCAAGCCCUGGUGAUUCGAAAAGGAACGAGCUGAAAAAAGAAUUAUUAUUAGAAAAGAAGGAACCGCUACAUUAUUACGAUGAUCGCAGCGCAUUUGUACCGACACAUACACUACCACGUACACCACCUUCACGGCCCGUGCGAGUAAUACCGCGCACUGAAAAUGCAACCGUUGCUGUGACUACGACAACUACACCACUGACGACGAUUAUAUCUAUGUCUGCAAAAACAAAAACAUUGAGAACGAAGCGAAAUGAUGCAAAUUCGAGACUGGUCCAUUCGAAAGUUGCCAGUACCUCGCGAAAAGUGAAUAGUAUGGUCCUUCGAGCAUCACAAUCUAACUUAUCAUCUCGAAAAGAAGCGCAUUCUGAUGCGACAGCAAUGGAAGUAACAAAUUCAAUGCCGGAUAUUCGAUGUGCUGUCUCUGGAAAGAAGGAAGAGAAAAACCGUGGUCUUGAUGAUAAUGAUGAAAUGAAACAUCAGCAUCAACAAAAGCAGUUGUGUCGGAAUCGAGGUCAGGAAAUACCAAACGAACCAUACAGCUUAGGUGAUGUAAUUGCCGGUUUAGACAAACUUGAAAUGAUAAUCAAUCAACGACGUGUGGUACUGGAGGAUGUGUUACGCUGUUGGCGAACACGCGGCUCUGAAGCGGCAGUCACAGAAGCUGCGCGAUCCAAUGAUAUAGCAGUAUUGGUUGAGUUGGUUGAUGCAUUCAAUCAUAUGCCUGGAGUUUGGAAUUUGACAUUGUGUGCUGCUAUUCUGCCACAUAUCGAGCCAUUGUUCGCGAAUAAACAUGAAGAUUAUGUGGAGGUAGCAUUAAAUGCGCUCAGGGCAAUAAUUACGGGUUGUGGAGAUGUAAUUCGUACUGGUUCUCAUCGUCGUUUCCAAAUUGGUGUUGAUGUUCCUGCUGAAGAACGACACAAUAAAUGUAUAAAGUGUAUGCAGCAGCUGACAAAUAUAAGGGUUAAAGCUACUUUGUUAGCGGAUCGUAUGAACAAGUCGCAAUCGCAUGAAUUUACUGCUCUUAUGCGAAUCUUCGACGACACCUUAUCGCCAAGUUAG
Cercopithifilaria johnstoni is the source of this 2040-nucleotide messenger RNA. The record is from the annotation of a GenBank genome assembly. Lineage: Eukaryota; Metazoa; Nematoda; Chromadorea; Rhabditida; Onchocercidae.